Funneliformis caledonium is the source of this 882-nucleotide messenger RNA. NCBI's taxonomy places the organism in Eukaryota, Fungi, Glomeromycota, Glomeromycetes, Glomerales, Glomeraceae. The record is from the annotation of a GenBank genome assembly.
AUGCCUAUACCUGUCACUUUUAAAGAUGAUCAACCUUGUCUCUCAUUAUAUGAUCUUUCUGAUGGGAAUGGAGAUUCUGAUGAUAUUGAAAUAAUUGAAAAUUAUAUUUAUGAUAAUUUGAUAGAAGACUGGGAAGAAAACUACAACAAACUACAUGAUAUUAUAGAUAGAGAGCGAUCUAAUCAUGUGUUAUCAAAUAAUACUCUUGAUUUAUAUAAGAGUUUAACACUUUUCUACUAUUAUUCCAGUUCACCAUGCUUGUGUAUUGAUGAUUAUCAAUUUAAGAUAAUUGAGAGUGGUUUUGGAUGCUUCAGGACGGUAAAGUCAUCAACUUCCUCUAAAUUAGAAAAAAUAUAUAAAGAUGAAGUUAUAUUGCAAACUUUAAGCAUGAAUGUAGAAGCAUUAUGUUCUGCAAUUUCAGAAAAGAAUAUUUUAGUUGUAUAUAUUAACAAACUCUUUGCUCUUAUUGCUUUAUACAACUUUUUUUGUGAUGAAGGUGAACUGGAAAAAGAAAUUCUCAAAAUAAUUCAGAGAGAUAUCAGAGAUAUGCUAAUCUUUGAUGAAAUUGCUAAGAAUUAUGACUUGCCUCCCUUUUGCAUAAGAUCACUAGGUAUUAUCAAAUCCUUUAAUGAGAUUAUACCACUAAUUAAAAAUGCAACAUUAGAUUACACACUAAAUGAGUUUUUUAAUAAAUCAUCUGAGCUACGUCCAGCAUUUUUUAUUUCAGAUGAUCACUGUAAACCUGAUAUCAUAUUUUUUGUUAAAUUUGAAGAAGUUGAGGUUCCAGUCUUUAUUCAAGUAAAACUGCAUUAUUCAUUUAAAGCGAUUAUGGGAGCACUAAGUAUAAUUAAUUCAAAAAUAUUCUACAAAGAUAAAAAUUGA